AUGGCAUCAGGAUAUGGCAUGCACGGAGGUGUCGGGCGAUGCUUUCCGUUCUGGCAAGAUGUGAUGGCCUGUUAUGUCGUAAACACGACAGCAGAAGACGAUUCUGGGAAAAAAAAAUGUUCUCCUGCAUUAGAGGACUAUUACGAAUGCUUGCAUCAUAAAAGAGAGCAUGCAAGAGCAAUUGCCAUGAAAGCCGCCUAUGCCCGGGCCGGUAUAAUAACGCCUCGAAACAACGCGCCAAGUGCCGAACAAGUACGCGAUCUCGGUUUAUUAAAGAAGUAA
Messenger RNA from Ustilaginoidea virens, 282 nucleotides. RefSeq lists its product as uncharacterized. Bases 1 to 282 code for a protein of 93 amino acids. NCBI's taxonomy places the organism in Eukaryota, Fungi, Ascomycota, Sordariomycetes, Hypocreales, Clavicipitaceae. The transcript has 3 exons. Gene Ontology annotation, biological process: mitochondrial respiratory chain complex I assembly. The record is from RefSeq and is a predicted model, not a curated record.